Messenger RNA from Gymnodraco acuticeps, 10091 nucleotides. It is a transcript of the gene igsf9ba, whose product is annotated as immunoglobulin superfamily, member 9Ba. Gene Ontology annotation, molecular function: protein binding. Lineage: Eukaryota; Metazoa; Chordata; Actinopteri; Perciformes; Bathydraconidae. The record is from RefSeq and is a predicted model, not a curated record. Gene Ontology annotation, biological process: cell-cell adhesion. The coding region runs from base 1297 to 5691 and encodes 1464 amino acids. The transcript is spliced from 21 exons.
CUAUGAGAGAUGUGUAAUCAAAUUGAAAACUAGUUAUAAAAUAGUGUUUCACAUUUUCAAAUGCGUUACUAUUACUUGGCAGGAUUGUUUUGCAUGGCUACAAAGAUCUUCAGACAAAAUGGAGAAUGUAUUUGAUUUUGAGUCACCUUUUUGAGAUUGUCUUGGAUUUCAGACUGGAAUAUGCCAGUCUCCAACAAAAAGGAAGGGAGGGAGAGACAGACAGAGGGAAAUGCCGAGACAAAUCUGUGACAAAUUCAGCUGAAAGACCACGAUUUGCAAGACUAGUCUCCACCGAGUUUCUCUCCCAUCAUAGAUCCCCCCCACAUGUUUAUCCUCCAGUUAUUUCACAGCAGCUGGAUUGAGCAUUAUUUAGGUGAGAUCCGAGCUGAUAUCGAGCAGCCUGAACCGUCAUAUCCCUAUAUGGUCAUGCAUGUAGAAAACAGAGGGAGUGAAAGUGAGGCAGCCUUAUCAGUGUUAAGCAUGUGUGCGCAGUGGGCAGCGUGAUGGAGCUGCAUCCUCGCGCUCGUGGCCAUCGAGGAAAAAACAACACGGUACUGUAUCUGUCGCCACACCCAUCAUAAAGCCAGACACGGCACGGUAGAGAGGAAAGAGAGCAUUUUAUGUCGGUGACAGCGACAUGACAACAGCCGAGGGCUAUGGGCUGAGCGGCAGAUGAGUUACACACAUUCACCAGCGUCCCCCCUUUUCAUCGAAAACACAGUAAACCUUCGCGAUAUAUAUAACUGUCUGGUGCGAAUAUUGAUGUUACGAAUAAUGCACAAAAGGCUGUUUGAAUGAAUGGAUGAUGGUGCACGUGGGGGCCAGUUAAGGAGAGGUAUUUAAAGAUGUGGACACGUCUCUCUGUCAAUGCGCAUGAUACUGCGGUUCCACUACUAUGGCACGCUCCAACUCACCUUGAAUCGGCGCACGGCCGCUCUCCUGUCAUUCGGGUGCGGGGCGUACGGAGAACCAAUACACGCCCCAAAGCCUCAAUCAGCAGCCAAUCCAAUGACAGAAGAGGCGGACCUGUGGAGGCAUUCUCACACUUGGUUUCACUAUGCGCUCGUAAAACGGCUCCGUCUACUACAAACGCGGCGGUGCAGGUGCUCUGUCUCUUCGGGAGAGGAUGCGGAUGGAAGGACGGGGGAGGGAAGGGAUGAAGGGAAACGCCACGAGGAAAGAAAAUAGGAUAUGAUAAAGGGGCUUUUGCUAAGAGACCGUGAAGUGCAAGGUCGAAUAUGAGAGAUUGGUUGAGCGGGGCACUUUGCGUGGUAAUAGCUGGUCGGCAAUAGUACUAUGAUUUGGUAUGUGGCCACUCUGAUAGCAAGUGUAUUCAGCACCAGAGGAACGGCCGCUCAAGGUGCCCACGGAGUGAGAGAGGAGCCCCGGUUUGUGACGGCGCGCGCCGGAGAGAGCGUGAUCCUGGGGUGUGACGUGUCCCCUCCCCUGGACGGCCAGCAGCCCCCCUAUGUGGUGGAGUGGUUCAAGUUUGGAGUGCCUAUUCCCUUCUUCAUCAACUUCCGCUUCUACCCUCCUCAUGUGGAUCCAGAGUACACUGGUAGAGCCUCUCUGCAUGGGAAGGCCUCCCUACAGAUCGACCCAGUGCGCUCCGAUGACCAGGGCUGGUACGAGUGCAGGGUCCUGAUGCUGGAGCAACAGUACGACACCUUCCACAACGGCAGCUGGGUGCACCUCACAGUCAAUGCCCCACCGUCCUUUACAGCGACGCCGCCACAGUAUGUGGAGGCGAAGGAAGGGGGAAGCACUCAGCUGAGCUGCUCUGCCCAGGGAAAUCCAAAACCAAUAAUCAGCUGGCUGAGGGAGGGGGAGGAGCUUGCAACCAACGCAAAAUAUUCAAUACAUGAUGGCAGUGUCACCAUCCUGGGCAUCACUAGGGAUGACAGAGGGGCGUACACGUGCCGGGCCUACAGUGACCAGGGAGAGGUGCUGCACACCACCCGUCUGCUGGUUCAAGGGCCUCCAUACAUCGUCUCUCCACCAGAAAACGUCACUGUCAACAUAUCCCAGAAUGCACUCUUCACCUGCCAAGCGGAGGCGUAUCCUGGCAACCUGACCUACACCUGGUUCUGGGAAGAGGAUAACGUCUACUUUAAGAAUGAUCUGAAGCUCCGAGUGCGCAUCCUAAUCGACGGCACACUUAUCAUCUUCCGGGUCAAGCCAGAGGAUGCUGGGAAAUACACCUGCAGUCCGAGCAACAGCCUCGGUAUCUCCCCCUCGGCAUCAGCCUACCUGAUUGUUCAGUACCCUGCCCGUGUGAUCAACAUGCCGCCUGUCAUCUAUGUCCCACGGAAACUGCCAGGCGUCAUCCGCUGCCCGGUGGACGCCAACCCGCCUGUGACAUCAGUGAAAUGGGAGAAAGACGGCUAUCCCCUCAGAGUAGAGAAGUACCCCGGUUGGAGCCUGAUGCAGGAUGGCAGUAUCAGGGUGGCAGAGGCAACAGAAGACUCCCUGGGCACCUACACCUGUGUGCCUUACAACGCCCUGGGUACCAUGGGCAUGUCCCCCCCUGCCACUUUGGUGCUAAAGGAUCCCCCUUACUUUAAUGUGAGGCCUGGGGGGGAGUAUCGCCAGGAGGCUGGGAGAGAGCUUACUAUCCCCUGUGCUGCUUCUGGAGACCCUGACAUACCAUCCAUUACCUGGAGAAAGUUUCCAUGUCCAUUAAAGGUGGGGAAGCCGAGCAAGAGUAAGCACAACAUCCUACCCAGUGGCAGCUUACAGUUUCUGUCCCUCAGCAAGGAGGACCACGGAGAAUGGGAGUGUGUAGCCACCAAUGUGGUCACAAGCAUCACUGCCAGCACGCGAAUCCUAGUCAUCGGCACCAGCCCACACGCUCCUGGCAACAUCCACGUAUUGCCCUCCACAACCUCUGCUAAUGUGUCCUGGGAACCAGGAUAUGAUGGCGGCUUCGAACAGACAUUUUCUGUGUGGUACGGUCCAGUGUCAAAAAGAACAGACUUUGGGCCUCACGACUGGCACUCCAUGCCAGUUUCUGGGGCUCAGACGUGGUUGGUGGUGACAGGGCUGGAGGCCGGGACAGAGUACCAGUUCAGUGUGUUGGCGCAGAACAAACUGGGCACGGGCCCAUUCAGCCAAGUUGUGACAGUCAACACUUUAGGCUCUCCUCUGGGUACCCCAGAACCACUGGUGCUUCUUACUCCACCACGGUGCCUAACAGCCAAUCGCACGCAGCACGGUGUCCUCCUCACAUGGCUCCCUCCAGGCAACCACUCCUCGCCCAUCGACCGAUAUAUCAUGGAGUUCCGCCUCGGGGAGAGGUGGGAGGUUCUGGAUGACCUGAUCCCGUCCACCGAGACCGAGCUCAUAGCCAGAGACCUCGUUCAGGAGUCCUGGUAUGAGUUUCGGGUGAUGGCUGUCAUGGAUGACCUGAUCAGUGAAAGCAGCAACGUAGUGGGAGUGUCGAGCACCGAUCCCUUCCCUCCUGCGGAGUUGCCUGAUGAGGGGCUGGCGCGGCCGGUGGUGGCGGGUGUCGUGGCAACUAUCUGUUUUCUGGCAGCAGCAGUACUGUUCAGCACUCUAGCAGCUUGCUUUGUCAAUAAGCAACACCGUCGUAAACUGAAGCGUAAACCAGAUCCUCCCUUGUCGGUGACACACUACAGGAAAAGCAUUGAGUCACCGCCUCCUCUCACCCCCUUGCCAGGGGUAGAGCCCUGCUGGGAUGAGCCUGCCAGGAGCAGUUUCUUGCCCCCGCCCGCCAGCCCCCUGUUAUCAUCUGGGAAAAUAAGUCCAGAGAGCUCUCCUCCAUCUAGGCCCCGCUCUCUUUCUUCAGACGGGUCCCAGGGCCCGGGGCUGUACGUCAGGAAGCUGCCCAGCCCUCUGAGGGAUCGAGACAAAGAGCUCUCCUUCUACAAGAAAACCAAGCGUGCCAUAGCCAGCAAGAAAUACAGUGUGUCAAAGUAUGAGUCAGAGGUCACCACGCCUAUUGAGCUGAUAAGCCGCGGCCCUGAUGGCCGCUUCACCAUGGAAAGCCCACCGGCCCGCCGCAUCCACGGCUUCCCCUUCGCAGAGGAGUCUGACAUGUACCCCGAGUUCCGGCAGUCUGAUGAGGAGAAUGAUUUUGACCCCGGGCCUCUGCCGCCCAUCAUGCCCACGCUGCGGCCCCAGCUCUCCCCAACGUCCUCCAGCCUGGAGUCAACGCAGCCCCCCAACUACAGCCCCCGCCUCCACAGGGCCAUGGAAGGUAUGAGCUUUGCAGAGGGCAGUGCACUUCACGCCUCAGGGCAGGCCCCGGCCUCCCGCUACAGGGGCUUUCCCCAGGGCCCGUUCUAUGGGUAUCUAGGCAGCCGCAUUGAAUCAGGGAUUCCACCACCAUUCUACAUGCCUGACAUCAGCCCGCGCAGCUCUGCUCUGUCCUCCCCCCCAGGCACCGCCGAGGGGCCCUUUGGUUACCCCUCCAUCCCUGAGGAGAGUGGCGAGAUGGAGCACCAUCAGUACACUGCCUCUGGCCAUUCUCUGUCGCACACACACAGCCCUCCGUGCUCUCCUGACAGCUGGCAGCCUCAUGAGUUACCCUUCCUGGGUCUAGAGGGCCCACGGUUCAUAUACCCGCCUCACCAUCCCUUGCAUCAUUCCCAGGACCUCCCUGAUCCACCCCCAUACCCUCCUCACUCUCACCCCCACGGUCGCCUGCACCUCUCUUCCCUAAAGGACCCAUCAAGCCCUGGCCUCCUGCAGCUGGAGGUCCCUAUGGCUCCCCAAGGCAGAGACCGGCCCAUGGGGCCCCCGGUUAGGCGUUUAACUAUGCAACAGGCCCAGAGUCUCGGCCAUCUCAGACACACGGCCCACGGUGUGGGUGUACCAGUGUUGCCUUACCCUGACCCGGCAGCCCGUGCAGGGAGCCCAAGCACAGCCCCCAGUAGUAGCCCUCAGUCAUGGCUCAGCCCGAGAGCGCAUCGCCGGGCAGACCCCAGCCUACCCCCAUUAGUACUCCAGCCCUCCCGCCUCUCUCCACUUUCCCAAAGCCCCCUUAGCACCCAGCCAGGUUCUCCAGAUAUCCUAGUGCGGCCCCCUCCCCGCCCCAGCAUCCUCCGCACCUCUCGGUCUCUGGAGAUGCAUGAAAUCUCCCUGCAGCCCACUGUCAGUUUCUCCCGGAGGUCUUCCCCGUCCGCCUCUCCCACUCAGAGCCAUGCCACCAGGCAACCCAGCCCCAGUUACCACGCCCACAUGUCCUAUGCCUCCACUGCAGCCAGUUACCCCUCCCAGUCCCCCUCUCCCCCUCUGGAGGGCAGGGAUGUAUUCGGGCAGAGGCCGUCCCAGAGAAGGACGGAGGAGGAGAUGCUGCCCUCAGAGCCCUCUCAGCUCCAGAUAUCAGCCUCAGGAGAACUUCUAGGUGUGUCUAGUGAUCCUGCCGGGUCUGAGAGCUUACCAGCACUGCUACACCACUGUAUUACGAAAGCCAAGGGAGGGGCUGCCAACAACAAUAACAACACAACCUCCGUAAGAAGAACAGGUGUGUGUCCCUCUCAGACCCAGCAGCAAUCUCAGACCCCCCAAGAGGGAGAGGAUCUCCACAGAAAGAGGAAAAGGCAAAACAAGAAGAACCCCUAUGUCUAUUUGACCUCCUUCCUGCACCGCAGGCAGUCUGAGGAGGACCAGACAGGCAUACUGGCCAGUGCAGACUCUGAGGGCCCAAAUUACGGCACUCUACGCUGACCCGUGUGCCCCCAAGCCAUUGGACUAGACUGAACCCAGCCCUCCCUGCUCCACCCCGGGCUCUAGCUAACACAUUUCUUAUACAUUCUAAAAGUUCAUCAGGGCUGGGCAGCGAGAAACAUCCAGCUGAAAACUCCGGGGGUUGAAAAUCUCAUUUGAAGUCAAGAACAAUGGCUUUUCUGACUUGGCACCACCACUUGUCUCUGAGGAAUUUCACUUGAAAACAUUUCAAACAUAUAUAAUGUAUAUAAAUAGUAAAAACAAGGGAAUUAAGCUUCCUUCUACAGUAAUAAAAAUGUGUUGGUUGAGUAUGUCACAACACGUAAAAGAUUUUUCACUCACUGGUCAUUGAUAGGUCCAUAUCUUUAGGUUUUCCAGUGAUACAGUGUACUGUGAAACCUGGUGCGUCCUCGGACAUGGACAUGGGUCUACCUUUCCUACAAUACAAAUAGCGUCAAUAUUAAAACACAGGGUUCUUACCACAAAAUAUACCUCAGAGUAAACGCAGAGUUGCUGUAAAUCUUUGGGUAUACUGUAAGUACUUGACCUUUUUACAUAUGUUGAUUAAAAGGUUUAUAUCACACGUCACACUCAUUCAGACAGAUAAUAUGGCCUAACUUGAUCUAAUUUAGCUUUUUACUAUCGAUAAUAUCUGGAAUCUUGUGUUUAUUUUCAUGUAUGAUUCAAUGCCAACCAUUAGAGGACUGUCUUAAUUGUUGUGCUUGAUGGCUGAGUGUGUUUACACUUAUCAUUAAAGCACCAAAUUAAGAUCAAGAUCAUAGCCUUCAUGAGAGCUCUCAAAAUAAUUUGGGGCUUACACGAUCAACAGAGGUUGGACUUUAGGUUUAGAAGAACAGGGUGAUGAAUUGUGAAGUGUACUGUAGUAUGUAUUUCAUUAUUAAGAAAAUCAUUUGUGGAACGUGGCACGUCUCUAGGUGCCUUUUUUUUUGCCUUUUCUCUUGUUUUUUCUAACAUAAACUGCCUUUUCCUUCGCCUUCUCAUAUUUGUCUCUUCUGGAGGUUGGAAGUGAGAGACUUUAAUAGUAUGUGUGUUUUUACUUUCUCUGCCAAGGACACAUUAGAGAAAAUGCUACAGAGAAUGCAUAACUUCUUUGUUGUUUUUUACAUUUAUAUUUUAAAUGGGUACCUGCUUCAACUUUGUGUAUCCAAGUAAUAGUACAGAACCAGAUUACCCAUACAAAUAAAACAAAAAAAUACCAAUUAAAAUAAAAAAAGACAAGUAAAUCUAAUAAAUACCACUUUAUGUUCAAGAGCAUUGUGCAUGAGUUUUCAUGCGUAACUAGUAGGAUGUUAAUGUUUAACGACAGCUGUUAGAGGAGAAUGUGAUUUAUUCAUGAAGCUGUUAACAAGCAAUGAGAAACACUCUAACAAUGGCCACCCUGACUGUUUAUCUUUAACAACUGUAUAUUACUUGCUAGCUACUUCUCUGUAUGUUUGUUAGUUUUUCGUCACUAACCGAUAAUGAAUGUAUGUUUUGCUGUACAGAAAAUGAAUGUCCCGAUGUCACAGUACAUUGAAUGACCCAUUACGUUGUUUAUAGAGCAGCUGCCAUUGGUGAGAUGUCCAGUUGGAAAAUUAAGUCCAAAUUGUUUAACUUCUCUGUGUUAUUGCUGCAUAAGGUAAUAACUAACAGCCCCACACAAGUCCUGAGCCAAGCUCCCUUUCUUCUGAUGGCUACAAAAAACCCAUUUCCUUUUUACUGCUAAUGCUAGUUCAAUCACUCAAAAACAUAUCAGCUAUAUUUCCAUCUGCUACAAACAAAUCAGAGGUUUCCGACAAAUAUCCACAUGAAUGAAUCGACUCAAUGUCUGCUUAUUGAAAUCUCUUUUGACAAGUGAGAGAGUGAUGAUUGCCCGAAAGUGAAAGUGCAUAUUCUACUUUAACAAAUUGGUUUCAUGUAAGAUGCGAGUAAAACAAAAAAAGAUCUAUAUUUGUUAUGUACUGUACAUGGUAUGUAUUGUAUUUGUAAAGAUGAAUCAAACCAUGUUUUACAGGAAGACGUUCUUGUAUGAGGAUGUAUGAAAAGACGGGAAGGAUCCCUAGGACAAAUAAAUUAGAUUAUAUAUAUAUAUAUAUAUAUAAAAGUAUUUGCUUACAGUACGGCUUUAAGUGGAUAAUGUUUCUAAAACAUUUUAAGGUGCCUCAUUUGUCAUAAUUUAGCAGACAUUAUUUUAUCUGAGAAGAAAAGAAAACCUUAAUGUUAGUACCGUACGAUGUAUUUUUGCCAUAGCCCGCUGGCUGCACAAGUUAAGUAGUAUUUUCUCUGAUGUAUAGUACGUGAAUGCCCUUUGGAAAAAGCUUUAGAAGCAGACGUGUGUUGCCCUCUAUAACAAUAUUCUUGGUACAAAGUAAUACUCUUAGAUUUAUCCAGAUAUUUCGCCUUCAGGUGUCCAAAGCAAAUAAACGGAAGGAAACUUUUUUCUAGGCGUCACAGACAUGCUCUCGUCAUGUACAAUACGUGCUGUGGAGGAAACUGUGUUUACAUUAGUUUGAUGAAGAAAAGUGUGUUAGGGCAUAGUUGCUUUGAACAUUACGACUUGGUGCUAUGUUUAACUUUGUGGUGCUGUAGAAUAGAGGUCUAAAGAUUUUUUGUUCUGUUUCCACAAGUAGGCUCUGUGUGUUUGAGUAACUAAACUAGCUCCGGUAGACUCUAUAGGUCCUUAUAACAGUAUCAUGGUGUGAUGACAGUGAUAGACAAUACUGGAAAAAUAGUAGUAUAACCUCGAGUAAUAGAGACUUGUGACAUUCAAAUGAACUCCUGUUUUCUAUUGUGUGUUUGCAAUGUCUGUCUGUGCUUCCAAGGUACCCUCUCUAAAGUAUAUUUGUGAUGAUAUUGACAAUAUUAACCAAGCCUAAAAAGAGAACCUGGUUUAAAUUAGUACACAGCCAGGACACAUGAGAGGGAAUCUGAGAGCAAUGUCAGGUCGCGAGGGGAUCUUUUCUACACAGUUCCUGUAGGUCCGCCAUCUUUGGUUAACAGCACUGUUUUUCAAGCACACUAUCUGCAGGGGCGUAACCGUCUCAUGUCAUCACCACUUUUCUGACCGUAGAAAUACUACUAGUACUGUACAGUAUGGCCACGAGUAACCAUCAGACCACAUUUGUAUGUAAUGCUGAUUCUCCUGGUUGAAAGGUGUUGGGAAAGCUCAUACAUCCUCUCUGUGGGUUUAAAACGAAUGGAUGUUGUCUUCCGGGCUCUUUUUUGCAUAUUCAACAGAAACAUGUAGCCUACAGCGUUUAAGAGGGCUGCUUUGGACGUACUGUUAGCUCGAUUUUUUUGUUUCCUUUUCGAUUUUUCUGCUUACAGCUUUUAGUGCAUCACUAGGUGCUGGUAGGAUGAUACUUAGAACCGAUUUGAUUUUUUAUUGUAUUAAUCUUGCAUGUAGAGACAAUACAAGAAAACGCCUACUGUAUUUAGCAAUCAUUCAUGGACAUCCGAGCUGGUUGUUAUUGGACGGAAAAUAGAAAUAUGUAGUAUUUUCUAUAUUCUCUGUUUUUUCAUGUGUACCAGCACUGAGAAACUAGAAUGUAUUAUUAUCGUAGGCUACAAUAAGCACUACAUCGUUGACUGUUUUAGCUAUUGCUCAUACUCAAGCAAACCAAGUAGUGCUUAAAAAGGAAGAAAAUUUACUACAUUUAAUUUCAUUUUCAUCCACUGAACUCUGUGCUGUUCAUCACAUGUUUACAUUCUGUAUUAUAUGUUGUUUAUUGUUUUUUUUGUACAUAGUUUGUCUCCAUAAUGGUCUUUAAGUUGUAUUCAACACUGUUCAUAUGUAAAUAUUUCCCAAGCAUUUCUUUUUACUAUUCUCUGUUUUAAAAUGAUAACCUGAUGUCCCUUUUUUUGUGUUCAGUUUUUAGACUUAUAUUUCCGUUAUGUCACCACAUCAGGUAUAACGCUUCACUUAACUUUUUGUGAGCAAUUAACUCAUACUGUAUGGUGCUGUACCAAAGCCUUAUGUAUAAUAUUUGUAUUACUUUAUCUCUUGUUUGCCACUGCUGUCCAUUGAAUUAUGUAUCAUCUGAGAUCAUGUCUUACUCACUCUUCAUGUUCAACUGCCAUGGAUCUCAUUUCUUUAUUGAGUAAACAGAAACCUGAACGAACUAUGAUGUAAAAACUCUGGCCUGUAACCAACUGGCCUGGAUAUGACAGUCGCCAUCAAAAGCCUUUGUAAGGAGAAACACACAGGCUCACUGCUAGUGGCUCAUUGUGACGUAGACAUGGGCCUAGCACAUGAUCUAUGCUCUAUAUAUGGCAUGUCUAUGAGAAUAUGAAAACAGUGUUGUAUUCAUGUCACCAUAUCAUUUCAAAAUGCUUAGUCCCAUACGAAAUUUUCCUCUCAAAUUUUUGUAUUUUGAUAUAAUAAAAAAAAUCAAAAGAGG